This is a messenger RNA of Microtus ochrogaster (prairie vole), 1686 nucleotides long. RefSeq names its product dynein regulatory complex subunit 8 (gene Drc8). The record is from RefSeq and is a predicted model, not a curated record. NCBI's taxonomy places the organism in Eukaryota, Metazoa, Chordata, Mammalia, Rodentia, Cricetidae. Gene Ontology annotation, cellular component: sperm principal piece. Gene Ontology annotation, molecular function: calcium ion binding.
CUCGGGAACGUCACCGAGAGGCCAUGGGGGGCUCCGGAAUAAAUGACGCCCCUGGGCCUAAAGAACGCGGGCCUCGGUUCCCGGGGUUCCGGCAAGCCGAGCGGGCCGCGGGCUCCCGCGCGCGCCCCGCGGGGUUGUCAUGGGCAUCUCCCAGGCGACGGGCCCCGCACCAAGAUGGCGGAGGAAAAGGACCGGGAAGGAACAGAGGCAAUAGUGGCAGAAUUUCAUAAGAAGAUCAAAGAUGCCUUUGAAGUGUUUGACCAUGAAACAAAUAAUACAGUAGACGUGAGAGAGAUUGGGACAAUUAUCAGGUCACUGGGAUGCUGCCCUACUGAAGGAGAGCUACAUGAUUUCAUUGCAGAGGUAGAGGAAGAGGAACCAACUGGAUACAUUCGAUAUGAAAAAUUUCUUCCAGUGAUGACCAGAGUACUUCUGGAAAGAAAAUACAGACCAAUUGCUGAAGAUGUCCUUCUUAGAGCUUUUGAGGUUUUGGAUCCAGCUAAACGAGGAAUUCUGACUAAGGAAGAGCUGGUCAAGUACAUGACUGAGGAAGGUGAGCCUUUUUCUCAAGAGGAAAUGGAAGAAAUGUUAUCUGCUGCAAUUGAUCCUGAAUCAAAUUCCAUCAAUUACAAGGACUACAUAACAAUGAUGGUGAUAGAUGAAAAUUAAAUGCUCCAAAGACUUAAUUUCUUUUCUCUUCUUUUAAGACAACUGUACACUAAUUGAAAAGAUAGUUUGAAAAAUUGCUUGUUCUAAUUAAUUUCACAUUUUGGAUUGUAAUUUUUAUAUUUAGUGCCUUGUGCCAUAAUUGUUUCAAGGUAUUCUAGAGAUGACCAAUUUAAAACAUAAAUUUGUUUAAUAGGACCAGAUUCAUGGAAUGACAAGUUGAUUAUUUAAAAGGAAUUAUAAAAUAUUUUAGCAUUAAAUGUAUUAUUGCUUAUUUUCCACAACUAGGCCAAUGUUACCUUGAAAUUAAUUAAACAAAAAAUGAAGAUUGAUCCUAGCACCCUAAGAUUGGCAUAGAAGGAAAGCUCUUGUGGGGCAGAAUGGUCCCAGCCUGGACAUGGACGGCACCGUGGUGCUGGACGUGGACGGCACUGUGGUGCUGGACGUGGAUGGCACUGUGGUGCUGGCUGCUUUUUAGAGCCGCGUAAACACUUGAGCAGGCUGAGUGUGGGGAGAGCGACUGGAGUAACCACUAAUAAUUGAUUUCUUGUGAAUGCCAAUUACAAAUCUCAUUUGGGAGUCUAAUAACUUUGUGUAAAAUUGAAAUUUGCUCAUCCAGCAUGUUGCCAUUUAUGGAAUAGCUAAAGGAGGUGAGAUAAUUGAGUCCAGAGAAAGGAAGACUGAAUGAGAUCUGAUAAUGGCAAUUCCUCUUUAGAAUCCUCAGCUAUUCAGAAUAUCUGUCACGGGAAUAUUGUCCUGAGGACUGAGUGUAUCGAGCCUGUUGUUACCAGAAUGUAGUACCUGAAAUGGACUGACUCCAUAAGAAAGAGGUUCAUUUAGCUCACAUUAUAGAUGGUCAAGGCCCAGGCAGCAUUGUGCACCCCAAGCUAGGGUCACUCUUGCAUGCAUCUCGCCAAAGUGCAGCUAGCCAGACAGGAGCACAUGGUUGAGCAAGCAGGAGAGAGAGGCUGGGAGGGAGUCAGCUUUGCGCGUUUACAGUGGUCCUCUCACAAGACUUAC